AUGGCGCCGUCGUUCGCUAGGAAACCGUCGUCAAGAGUCGCCACAGGGAGGACCAACAGAACUUCGCAUUCUGAGCCGAACAGCCCUGCCGCUACUCCUGGUGGAGAUACUGUCGGACCGAGAGGACAAAGCAGUCAAGGACGAGCUCGACCUUCUCCUCUCCCUCUUCCAGGCUCGCAGAGCUGGAGAAGCAGGGAUGACGGCAACGAGGGGAGUGUGGGAAGUCGAGGCAGGAAGAGCAUCGUCAACAUUCGAGAUCGCAUCGCCAACGAGCUCAAAGACAAAUUCGACCAGCACAUCUUGAUAGACAAGCUCUACGAUAAAAUCUACCGCAACACAUCGCGAACCCGCGAGGCCUUUCGGAGCUUCGACCCGGAGGGGAAGGGGAACGUUCCGCUGGAGCAAUUCUUCCAGUCUGUGGGCCUGCGGUACAACAUGAUCUUCUCGGAGCGAGAGAAAUAUCUUCUGCGUGCGUACAUGGACAAGAACAAGGAUGGCACGAUAGACUACAAGGAAUUUCUGGACCACUUCGACCAUCCUUACAACGUCUACCACAAGGCCGUCCAGCCCGACCUCCCUCCUCCUCCCUCCGCCCCCCGCACCUCCCACAGCAACAGGGUGAGGUCGAGCCCGAGCUACCCGGCCAAGUCGCAGAGAUCGCAGAGGGCGGAGGAGGAGGAGAAGGAGAGGGACGCGCUUGUGCGGAAGAUCCGGCAGAAGCUGUCGGCAGGGAACAAGCGGCUGCAGCGGAUUUUCAACCACAUUGACGACAACGGGGACGGGUUCCUGACGGCAUCUGAGCUGAAGAAGGGCCUCAAGGAUAUGGGCUUCGAACUGAACGAGCAGGAGCUUCACUUCCUCGUUGACUUCGUUGACUCAGGAGGGCUAGGGAGGAGGAGGAGGAGGAGGAGGGAGGAGGAGGAGGAGGAGGAGGAGGAGGAGGGAGUGAGGUCUCCAGGGGAGGGAGUGAGAGUGAGGACAGCAAAGAGCGGAGGGUAUCCUCCACCGAGCACAGGAGCGCUGUAUCCUGGUCUUUCACGCGGGUUCCUUGACAGCUACAAGGGGAGAAACGCGGCAGCGCAUGACACGUGGGAGAACUUGAUGCCUGCUCGUGAGUCCGCCUGGUUUUCUGAGGAGGGAGAUCGCUUCCUCAGCCUCAGCAGGACCGCGUACAGAGGUGGAACAGGAGGAGGAGGAGCAGGGGGAAAGGGAGCAGGAGCAGGAGCAGGAGCAGGAGCAGGAGCAGGAGCAGGAGGUGAAGGAGGAGACUGUGGAAAGGAGGAGCGGAAGGAGACGGCAGUGGUUCAUGAUCGUCAGGACUUUUGGCGGCAGAUGAAGGAGAAGUCACUGAGGAGGAGGAGGGAGAACGCAGAGAGGAUCGAGCAGGUCAAGGAGGUCAGAAAUCUUCUGCAGGAGGAGCGAGACAAGAGCAAUCUGAGGGAGAAAGGAAAGGCCCGUCUCAACAACCUCCUCUACGCUACCGGGAUGAAACUUCCAUCUCCUCCUCCUGCCUCCAGAUGA
Molecule: messenger RNA, 1521 nt
Organism: Guillardia theta CCMP2712
Lineage: Eukaryota; Cryptophyceae; Pyrenomonadales; Geminigeraceae
Exons: 5
Coding region: 1-1521 (506 amino acids)
Cellular component (GO): nucleoplasm
Molecular function (GO): calcium ion binding
Source: RefSeq, a predicted model, not a curated record